AUGAACCAAAAGACGAUACUGGGUUAUUUGCGAAUUAACGAUAUAGAAAUCGACAAGGAACUGGACAGACGAACACUGAGCGCAGAGAGAGGUUUCCGUGAGGCCAAAAGAGUUGACAAGUAUACGAGCAAAAGACCCAUCAUACUAGAGUCCAGGGAUCUCAAGGCUUAUGAGGCCCAGGAAAUUCCGUUCUCUUGCGGUGCCAAACGGGCUUAUCACCCUCAAGACCCGAAGAGCCUCUGCAUCAUCGACUCCGACGACAACAUCCCGGCCGACGGUGUCGUGCUUGAAGAUGCGAUGGCCCUGGCCUUGAAGCUUCACAAUGCUAGUCCUGAAGAGUUUGGCCUGCUUCCCUGUCGGGGAUUGACAAAGCACCCCAGGGCUCCCACGCAGCCAAGACGCGACAUCACCAUGGUCUUCAGGUUCCCCCAGCAAUACAGUACGGUAAACAGCCUGCGACGGCUUCUUCUUGAAACUCAAGGUGGCCUUGCGCAAACACCACAGGGUCGUAUUGACCGUCUGGCCAUGGCCAAGCACCUUGUCAAGGCCGUUUUUUCGGUGCACUUGUACGACUUCGUCCACAAGAACAUCCGUCCCGAAACUUUGAUGUGCUUUGGCACUGCCGCCGAGGAACAGAACGGACGACAUUCUGACAAGGCCCAGACCCGGUCUGCCCAGGAGGCGGCCAAUCUGUAUCAGCACCCUGAACGGCUUCGGUCAGAUCUUGACGACUCCGAGCUAUACGUCAUGCAGCAUGACGUUUAUAGCCUCGGUGUGUGUCUUCUCGAGAUUGGCCUGUGGAGGAGCUUUGUCACGUACGAUGAUCGUGGCGCGAAGGUUGGACGGGGCUUGCGUCUUCCGGAUGGCAGGAUGCCGUCGGCGGAUGCGAUCAAGAACCACCUUGUGAAUCUUUCUGGGCCAGAGUUGGUUGGGGAGAUGGGUGUCGAAUACAGCGAGGUAGUUCGCCGGUGCCUAACCUGCUUGGAUGGGGGAAAGGGAUGGAUCACAGAGAGUGACUUCCUGUCGAAUCCCUACGCUGGCGGGGUUACGGUUCGUUCUUCUUAUACCAGAGAUGUUCUUUCAAGGAUCAACAAUAUUGUGGACAUGGACGUGUAA
This is a messenger RNA of Neurospora tetraspora, 1116 nucleotides long. RefSeq lists its product as uncharacterized. The transcript has 2 exons. The record is from RefSeq and is a predicted model, not a curated record. NCBI's taxonomy places the organism in Eukaryota, Fungi, Ascomycota, Sordariomycetes, Sordariales, Sordariaceae. The coding region runs from base 1 to 1116 and encodes 371 amino acids.